UUGUUUGGCCUGCAGAGGCGUUGGAACUGAGGAGUGUUUUAGAACAUGUGCAGUAAUGUCACUUCAAAGGAAAGUUAAGAACUCUCAGGCACCAAGAAGGAUUUCACAAGGUAGUAAUAGCUAUCAGGCUAGACUCUCAGCCUGGAAAGUAAAAGAAGACCUAAGUGACUCAAAGAGCAUCUCAAAACAUGGACAAAACAAUCCAGUGGAAGAUUAUGAACAUGCUGAUGAUCAAGCAGAAGACACUCUGCGAAUAGCAUUGAGAUACUUUGAGAAAGGUCCCAUUAAAACUUCACGGAGUAAAGAUAAAACCUUGGAGAAACACUUGAAAACUGUGGAAAGUAUGGCGUGGAAGAAUGGGUUAGCUGCAGAAGGAAUCGACAUUCUAUUAAAUGUGGCACUCAGUGGCAAGUUUGGAAAUGCUGUAAACACUCGGAUAUUCAAGUGUAUGAUUCCAGCAACUCUAAUAUCAGAAGAUUCUGUGGUUAAGGCAGUCUCCUGGCUUUGUGUUGGCAAGUGUUCUGGUAGCACUAAGGUACUUUUUUAUCGUUGGCUGGUUGCAAUGUUUGACUUCAUUGAUCACAAGGAGCAAAUUAACUUGCUCUAUGGCUUCUUUUUUGCUUCAUUGCAAGAUGAUGCACUGUGCCCUUAUGCCUGCCAUUUGUUAUAUUUACUUACCAAAAAAGAGAAUGUCAAACCAUUUCGUGUGAGAAAACUGCUUGAUCUUCAGGCCAAAAUGGGAAUGCAGCCUCAUCUCCAGGCUUUGUUGUCACUAUAUAAAUUCUUUGUUCCUACUUUGAUUUCUGUAUCUUUGCCUAUGCAGAAGAAGAUCUAUUUUAAGAAUUCAGAGAAUCUGUGGAAGACAGCUCUACUUGCUGUGAGGCAAAGGAAUCAGGGACUUCCUCCAGAACCUCUGAAGUUGAUGUUAGCUAAUGUCCGUCCUGUAAAAAGAAAAUGGCAUUCUUACUCAGUUAUACCAGUGCUGAAUUCCCAUAACUGCAGUGAAGAAAGUGGAAAAAAAAGGAUGAAUCUUUGUGAUUAUUUCAAUAGCAGUGGAUCAUUUCCACUGGAACAGCUUAAAAGUUUCCCUCAACUCUUACAGAAUAUCCAUUGCUUAGAGCUGCCUUCUCAGAUGGGUGCAGUGCUGAACAACUCUCUUUUACUUCACUAUAUUAACUGUGUCAGAGAUGAGUCAGUCUUACUGAGGCUCUAUCACUGGUUGAGUCAAACAUUACAAGAAGAAUGUAUUUGGUACAAGGUGAAUAAUUAUGAACAUGGAAAAGAAUUUACCAACUUCCUGGACACUGUCCUCAGGGCAGAAUGCUUCUUACAAGAGGGGUUUUAUUCCUGUGAAGCAUUCCUGUAUAAGAGCCUUCCUCUCUGGGAUGGCCUCUGUUGUCGAUCACAGUUCCUUCAGCUUGUGAGCUGGAUUCCUUUUAGUAGCUUCUCUGAGGUGAAACCACUUCUUUUUGACCAUCUAUCACGGCUGUUCUUUACAUCAACUAUAUAUUUCAAGUGCAGUGUUCUACAGUGUUUGAAAGAGCUACUGCAAAAUUGGCUGUUGUGGCUUUCUAUGGACAUCCACAUGAAAUCUGUGAUGAACAGUCCUCUAGAGACAACUCUAGGUGGAUCCAUGAACUCUGUGUCUGAACUGAUUCACUAUGUAGGGUGGCUGUCCACUACUGCAAUGCGCUUGGAAGGCAACAGUACUUUCUUGCUGCACUUUAUUUUGGAUUUCUAUGAGAAGGUGUGUGACAUAUAUGUAAAUUAUAACCUUCCAUUAGUGGUGUCGUUUCCUCCUGGGGUCUUCUAUCCGGCACUCCUCAGCCUGGAUUCUAGUAUCCUGAACCAGCUCUGUUACAUUAUGGACAGGUAUCGUAAAAAUUUGACUGCUGCAAAGAAAAAUGAGUUGGUACAAAAGACAAAAUCAGAGUUCAGCUUCAGCAGCAAGACCUAUCAAGAAUUUAAUCACUAUUUGACAGCCAUGGUUGGUUGCUUGUGGACAUCCAAACCCUUCCAGAAAGGAUUAUAUAUUGACCUGGAAGUCUUAGAAAAAGCUUCAGUAGCAGAGUAUAAAAACAGUUUAAAUUUAGUCCAACAUCCUGCUCUUUUGAGUUAUGCUGCUUCCUUUCUGCUACAGGAACAGCCAGAAACAAGGACUGUAAACAUGAGUUCUAUUCGGGGAAAGAAAUGGAACUGGUAUUUGGACUAUUUAUUUUCAGAAGGGUUACAAGGCUUGAAACUUUUCAUAAGAAGUAGUAUUCAUCGUUCUUCUUUUUCCUGAGCAGAGAGCACAAACCACCUGAUCAACAUUAAAUGAAUGUUGACAGAAACAGACUGAGCAUAUGGGACUAAAAUUCCUUCCUUGUUGCUGGAGAGGUCAAGUGGCUCAACUUGAGUUUCCAUACUCGUUUCACCAACAGACUGCCAUCCUCAGGGAAUGCUUAGACUAGCCUUAUAUCCAUGGCUCAGGAGAGCCUCAAUGUGGCUAACUUUAUUUUUCAGGAUCUAGAUUUUUUAGCACACUUAUAAAAAAUGACUUCAUCAUCAGGCUCUGCCUUCCACCAAAUUAUACAUAAAGAGAUAUAUCCUUUAUGUGGUGGGAUUUUUCACAUUCUUGUGGGCUAUGAACUGCAUUUUCGAUGGAAGAGGGCAGGUAAUAAUAUACAGUAGCAGUUAAGCCACAGACAUAUUCGUGCAGAAUACUCAGCUGCCUCUGUGAAACCUCUGUGGAUAUUGCCAUUUUUCUUAUUGUGAACAGCCACACCAACACCAAGUUAAUGGGAUAUAUUUCUAACUCUGAAAGGUGGCUCUAAGUAGUUGGCAGCUUCCUGGGUCUUCACUGCUAGCAAUUUGAUGAAAGAAGGAAAGGGAGAGGAUUAUGGGAUAAUCAACAUUCCUACUUAUACCAGUUUGAUUUCACAGAACUGCUCUACUUUGUGCGUGUGUGCGCGUGUAUGUGUACGUAUAUACCCUAUUUUUAAGUGUUUAGGUACAAAUAAACUAACUAUAACUUUAUUUUCAGGAAUAAUUCUGAAGCUUUUAAAAAAUUUUUAUAAUAGCUAGAGUAUCUUGCUGAAAAUUUACUACAAAAUUUUGCUUCAGCGCUACUGAAUAACUCUCUCCCUUUUAAUAAAAUUCAUAUCAUUUGAGAGAAAUCAAGCUGAAUUUAUUUUUGUUUUUAAGGGCACAUUGUGGUUCUUUUUUUCCUUUUAAAGCAAACAGAACCCUAAACUAUAUUAUUGGAUGGUGUUCAGACUAGAAAUACUAUUUAUUCAUUCAUUUUUGGUUUAAUACAUGUUUAUCGAGCUUACCACAUGCCAUGUAUUCUUCUGUGUGCUGGUUAUACAGUACCUGCUUUUGUGGAAUUUACUACAUUCCAUGGGAGAAGAGAUGUAAACAAAUGUAUAAUAUCAGGUGCUUUAAAGAAAAAGCAAGGAAUAGGGGCAGAAACAAACUGAGCGUAUGGGGCUAAAUUCCUUCCUAGUUGGUAGAGAGGCUAAGUGGCUCAACUUGUUUUACCAACAGACUGCCAUCCUCAGGGAGUGCUUAAGUUGUCUUUCUAUCCAUGGCUCAGGAGAGCCUCAAUGUGGCUAAUUAUAUUUUUCAAGAUCUAGAUUCUUUUAGCCCACUAGUGAAAAAUGACUUCAUCAUCAGACUUUGCCUUCCACCAAAUUAUACAUAAAGAGAUAUACAUGUUUGAGAGGGUUGCAACUUUAGAGGAGAUGGUAAGAGAAGGUCUGUUUGAAGAGGUGACGUAUGCAGAGGCCCUAAUGAAAUAAGUGUAUGAACCAUGUGAAUAUUUGAGGAAAGAGCAUUCUGGGAAGAGGUAAAGGCAAGUAAAAAGUCUUAAAAAUGUUAACUUACUUGGCAUGUUUGAGGAAUAGCAGAGGCCGGGAAGGUGACAACAUAGUGAUUAAGGGAGAAGCAUGGUAAGAAAUGAAAUAGGGGAGAAAGCCAGAGAGUAGUUCAUGAAAAUCCUUAUAGCCUGGUAUGGAUAUGGAAAUGUGAAGCCAUUAGAAGGAUUGAGAGCAGAGGAGUGGCAUAAUUUUACUUACCUGUAUGGAGCUGCAGUGUGAAGGUUAGACUGAAGAGGACUGAGCGUGAAAGCAGAGAGACCAGUUAGGUUACUACAGUGUUCCAGGCAAGAGUCUUAGCCUAGUGUGGUAUAUGAUAGAGAGGGGGAGGGAGGGUAAUUAUUAUUGGAUUCAAGCUCUAUUUUAAAGGUAAAGAAGAUAGGAUCUGCUGAUAGCUUCGCUAUGAGGAGAGAGAAAGGGAGGAGUAAAGGAUGACUCCUAGGUUUUUAACUGAGCAACUGGGUGAAUUCUGGAAGGGAGAGAUGAGGAACAAAUUUGGAGGAGUAUGGAAUCACGAGUUCUUUUUUGGUCAUGUUAGUUUGGAGGUGCUAAAUAGGCAGUUGGAUAUCCAGGUCUAGAGUUCAGGGUACAAUUUGGUACUGAUAAAAUUGAUUUGGGAGUCUUUACUGAAUAACCAGGACAUUGGAUGUGAUCACUUAGUACAGCUUGAAAAGAGAAAAUGGCAAAGGACCAAGCCCUGGAGUAUGCCAAUGUUAAGAAGUAGAGAAAGGGAGGAACUAGCAAAAGACUGAGAAGGACCCACCAGUGAGGUUAAGGAAGAGUCAGGAGACUGGUGUGCUGGAAGCCAAGUAAAGAAAGUGUUUCAAAAAGGAGGGGGUAUUUACAAUAGCCAGGACAUGGAAGCAACCGAAAUGCCCAUCAACAAAUGAAUGGAUACAGAAGAUGUGGCAUAUAUAUACAAUGGAAUAUUACUCAGCUAUAAAAAGGGAUGAGAUGGAGCUAUAUGUAAUGAGGUGGAUAGAACUACAAUCUGUCAUACAUAGUGAAGUAAGUCAGAAAGAGAAGGACAAAUAUUAUAUGCUAACUCACAUAUACGGAAUCUAAAAAUGGUACUGAUGAACUCAGUGACAAGAACAAGGAUGCAGAUACAGAGAAUGGACUGGAGAACUCGGGGUAUGGGAGGGGGCGGGGGGUGAAGGGGAAACUGAGACGAAGCGAGAGAGUAGCACAGACAUAUGUAUACUACCAACUGUAAAAUAGUGGGAAGUUGUUGUAUAAUAAAGGGAGUCCAACUCGAGGAUGGAAGAUGCCUUAGAGGACUGGGGCAGGGAGAGUGGGGGGGACUCGAGGGGGGGCAGUCAAGGAAGGGAGGGAAUACGGGGAUAUGUGUAUAAAAACAGAUGAUUGAACCUGGUGUACCCCCAAAAAAAUAAAAAAAGAAAAAAAAAAGGAGGGGGUAUUUAAUGAUGAAUGUAGCUUAUAUACCUGGGUAAAAGAAGCUUUAGCUGCUUUGAAGUAAAUCUGAUAGCUUCCCCAAUGGGUAACCUUUAUCAUUUAGAUAAUUCUCUUCUUUUUUUAAGUUUGUACUCCAAAUAACUUCCCAUAGUUAUUUUUUAGAACAUGGUAUUUUGGUCCUUAAGAUCAUGUAGAACUUUAAAUUGUGAGAAGGGCUUUGAUUAGUUUUUAUGAAAUUUAACCCCUAACAAUCUUCAGAUCAUGGAAGAAACUUUUCUAAACUUAAGUUUAUGUUAUGGGAGAAAAAAGUUUUUUCCUUUAGCUUACCUUUUUGUUCACUAAUGAUUCCCUGGGUGCCUUUUGACUGUAUAUUUCUCUUGAUCAAUUUUUAACGCACUUAAGAUUAGAUGUACAGCUAUGCAAACAUGCCCAAAGUCUUUUUUGAAGAAUCUUCAUGGCAAAGAAAAACAAGAUUUAAAUAAGAAUAGCUAUUUUGCUUUAGUGCCAAACAUGUCUAGAAAGGAAAAGAAAUAGAAAAUGUGGCUUAUUUUCCCAAUUGUACAAAAAGAAUACUUUGUUUACCUAGUGUUUGUGUAAAAUUGUUGAUGUUAUAAAUAUUGACUUAAUAUUCAAUAAUACAUUGCUAUUAGAUUUCUAACAUUUUAUUUUUCUCUUUAUCAUAACUUCUCCUUUCUCUGGUCUUGGGGACAAUCUGGAAAGAAAAGUAGAUGUCUGUGGUGCCUCACAUAACUUUUAUUAACAUAGUAGAAAUUCUCUUUAUAUCAGAUUCAUUUUGUAUCACAAAAUAGUUUACUAGAUAGAAGAAAAAUUAUUCUCUAAGACUGGUAUUAUAUUUUUAAGAUCUUUUUUCAAUUGAUAUUACUUUUCAAUUUGUUUAAAUUAUUAGUUUUUUUUUAAUAUGGAGAGCCUCUAUUUCUGUCAUGUAAAAAAAAUAUGUUUCUAAUAAAGAU
Hippopotamus amphibius kiboko is the source of this 6244-nucleotide messenger RNA. It is a transcript of the gene CENPI, whose product is annotated as centromere protein I. Gene Ontology annotation, cellular component: kinetochore. Lineage: Eukaryota; Metazoa; Chordata; Mammalia; Artiodactyla; Hippopotamidae. The transcript is spliced from 21 exons. The record is from RefSeq and is a predicted model, not a curated record. Bases 56 to 2284 code for a protein of 742 amino acids.